Podospora pseudocomata is the source of this 372-nucleotide messenger RNA. RefSeq lists its product as uncharacterized. Lineage: Eukaryota; Fungi; Ascomycota; Sordariomycetes; Sordariales; Podosporaceae. The record is from RefSeq and is a predicted model, not a curated record.
AUGUGCACUGUCAUAUAUGGUACAGCGAUGGAGCUAAACCUCACUACCGGUCCCGUCAGAGUACUCGACCGUUACCGCCGCACCUUUUUUCGCGCCACUGCGGGCGCGCGAGUGCUGUCCUCUGCCGACGUAGUAAACGCCCGUUUCGGGAUCCACUGUUCGGAUGCGGCCGGUUCCAUCAACAGCAACGCCGGCACUCAUAGCGCCCGUGGGAUGAGCCCUGCUACCACCAAUGGCCGAUGCCAAUCUGGGGAAGUCGCCAAGAAGGGGCGGAGGGUAGGCAGGCAGGCGCAAGUGAUAGCCGAGGUCAGCUCGCCAACGGACCAGAGGGAGGACGUGACGUUUUCCCAGGGGAAGUUUCCGUACAGUUGA